AUGAGUACAAAUUUUGGCACUUCAUAUCUUACUGGGUAUCCAAUCACUGAUGAUGAUAUUAUUUCUGAAACUCAAUCUAAUGAAAUUAAUUCUUCAAUCGAACAAGAACAUAAUCUUGAUGAUAUACGUGAAAAAACUUUGGAAUAUAAUCGACAACAAGUAAAAGGAAUUCAAUUAGCUAAUGCAGGUGCAAAUAAUUUAAAAAUCAUAAAUAGUUAUUCAGUGACAUCAAGUACAUGCAUCAUUAUAUGA
Rotaria sordida is the source of this 252-nucleotide messenger RNA. The record is from the annotation of a GenBank genome assembly. Lineage: Eukaryota; Metazoa; Rotifera; Eurotatoria; Philodinida; Philodinidae.